AUGAGUGUCACGUUUGAAGUCUUCCGUGGUUCCAAAGACGGCAAGAUCGUGGCCGACAAGACCACGCGCACCCUGCAACACAAUGAAGUCUAUAUCGAGACAACACACUCCGGCCUCUGCGGCACAGAUGAGCAUUUCCUCAAGUCAGGACAGGCUUUGGGCCAUGAAGGUGUAGGUGUAGUUCGCCAAAUCGGCCCUGGUGUUACAAACGUGAAGAUUGGUGCCCGUGUUGGGUUUGGAUACACUCAUUAUGUGUGUGGAGACUGCGAGAGGUGCUUAACCGGAUGGGAUCAAUAUUGCGAGAACAAGAAAGAGUACGGCACGCACGACCACGACCUCGGCUCGUUUGGUGAGGGUGUUGUCUGGGAUGCUGGAUGUGUGGUUCCCAUCCCCGAUGGGUAUGAUUCGGCCGAUGCAGCACCUCUGAUGUGUGCUGGUGCCACUGUCUGGACCGUACUAUCAGAAUACGGCGUUAAGCCCACCGACCGAGUAGCUAUUAUGGGCAUUGGAGGACUUGGACACUUGGCUAUCAAAUUGGCGGCUGCCAUGGGAUGCCAUGUGGUGGUGCUAUCGAGCUCAGAGGCCAAACGAGAGGAGGCGUUCAGUUUCGGUGCUUCUGAGUAUCAUGUUUUCCGCACCGGCCAGGAAAUGACUGGCUUCAAGCCGGUCAACCACCUCCUGCUGUGUGGAAGCGCCAAUGUUGACUAUCCCUCACUCAUCCCGCUCAUGGACAUCCACGGAUCCAUCUACCCUCUGACCGUGGAUUUCAAUCCUUCGCCAGUGCCACUGCUGUUCAUGAACAUCAAGGGAGUCCGAAUCCAGGGCUCCUUAGUAGCUUCGCGUCACUCCCUCCGGGCCUUGGUUCAGUUUGCGGCGGAGAAGAAGAUCACACCGACUACCAUGACAUUCCCUUUGACCAAAGAUGGUGUUGAGGAGGCCAUGGAGACCCUUCGAAAUGGAAAGAUGAGAUACCGGGGAGUUUUGGUUCGAUGA
Molecule: messenger RNA, 993 nt
Organism: Penicillium paradoxum
Lineage: Eukaryota; Fungi; Ascomycota; Eurotiomycetes; Eurotiales; Aspergillaceae
Product: NAD(P)-dependent alcohol dehydrogenase
Exons: 3
Coding region: 1-993 (330 amino acids)
Biological process (GO): alcohol metabolic process
Molecular function (GO): alcohol dehydrogenase (NADP+) activity; zinc ion binding
Source: RefSeq, a predicted model, not a curated record